Molecule: messenger RNA, 486 nt
Organism: Penicillium brevicompactum
Lineage: Eukaryota; Fungi; Ascomycota; Eurotiomycetes; Eurotiales; Aspergillaceae
Exons: 1
Coding region: 1-486 (161 amino acids)
Source: RefSeq, a predicted model, not a curated record
AUGGACAAAGUGAACCAAACUGUAUCCGACGCCCUCGAAACGCAUCACUCAAUCCGAAUCCUAGGCGACCUCCCUACCGAAAAGCUGAAUCCCGAAGACUAUCUAGCCUCAACUCGCGAACUAAUCUCAAGCCUCGUCGACUCCUGGAAAGAAAAGGCGAACUUGCAGCUUUUGGCAGUGGAAGUAUGGACACGACACACCUACUUUGCGCUCGAUUUCAACAACGACGAGUACAACUAUGACAACGCCCAUACUCAAGUGAUAGUCAUACCUGUCUACCUGCUUCGGCUAUCCAGAAAAAGCCAUACCUGGACAAUAUUUCGGCACAAGCCCCAAGACUCAUCGCUCGCCAGAAGAAUUGCGGACUUACAUGAUGGCAAUGGGCAGGAUUCCACGCCUUUUCUUGAAGAUCAUAUCAAAGGCGUGAUUCAUUAUGCGCCUCGAAGUCGCAAGAUCCCUGUUGUUACAUCUGAGAAUCAUGCGUGA